AUGUCUACUGAUCAAAAACAACAAAAUACUGCUGCUGCCACCACUACUGCUGCUAGCAACACUGCCGGAGAUUCCACACCAAAAACACCAUCGAUCGAUAGCUCAUUGUUCCAAAAAUACAUUGGUCAGACAUCGGGUCAAUACAAAGAUGGUAUCUUGGGACAAUGCUCUUUGUUUGCCAAGAUGUUCAUUCAGUUCUCAUCGGUAAGAUCGUUCGAGCCAACUGAGUUGUCAUCAAAGCAAGUCAAGAAGGAAUUGGCAUGGUUCGGUCUUGAUCAAGAGAAAGAGAAGCAAGAGAAGAAAGAAAAGAAGAACAAGGAUAAGGAAGACAAAAAGAAGUCAAAGAAGGAUAAAAAGAACAAGGACAAGGAAGAGAAAGGUAAGGAUAAGGAAGAGAAGGGUGGUGACAAGAAGGAUAAGAAAGACAAGAAAGAUAAGAAGGAUAAGAGCAAGGAUAAAGACGAAAAGAAAGAUAAGAAAGAUAAGAAAGAUAAGAAAGAUAAAAAAGAAAAGGGUGACAAGAAAGAAAAGAAGGAUAAGAAUCUUUCCAAGGAGGAAAAGAAGAAGAGCAAGGAAGAGAAGAAGAAGAGCAAGGAGGAGUUGAAGUCCAAGAGCAAAGAAGACAAGAAGAAGAGCAAGGAAGAGAAGAAGAAGGUCAAACAAGAGAAGAAGGAUGCAAAGAGAGAACUUGGAAUAACUGAAAAAGUUAUUAAACAAACACAAACUAUGUUGGAAAACAAUGAAAAAUCGAUUUCAAUGUUUGCUCCAUGUAUGCAAUUGGUCAAGUGUGCAGCAGAAGACACCGAAUGCAAACGUCUCAAGGAGGUAUCGAUGUUGAAGCUCCAAAGUGAAGCAUGUUUCUCACAGUAUCUCAGUAAAUUGAUCAACUGUCAACAACUUGGACUUGGUAAAUGUAUCACUCGUAACCUUGGUCUUGCCGUUACCUGUAAGAACUUGGCCGCCAAGUCAUCACCAUUGUCCAACUCUAUCUUUUCAACCAACUAUUAA
Molecule: messenger RNA, 1008 nt
Organism: Heterostelium album PN500
Lineage: Eukaryota; Evosea; Eumycetozoa; Acytosteliales; Acytosteliaceae
Exons: 2
Coding region: 1-1008 (335 amino acids)
Source: RefSeq, a predicted model, not a curated record